Messenger RNA from Notodromas monacha, 570 nucleotides. Lineage: Eukaryota; Metazoa; Arthropoda; Ostracoda; Podocopida; Cyprididae. The record is from the annotation of a GenBank genome assembly.
AUGAACUUCAACUUCCGUUUGAGGACGGGAAAUGAUUUGAUUGAGUGGGAUGACGAUGAGUUCAAGUUCAAAAAAUCACAACGUAGGUGCUUCAUGACGCAAUUGGCAGCAGUCAAGACGUAUUCGAGGGACACCAAGGAACCCGUGCAAACCCCUGAAGACCCAUCGAUGAGCAACAGCCACAAGAUUUUUCGCCGAACACUUCGAAGUUGCGGUGGAUCACUGAUCAGUUCGAAAUACGUCCUCACAUCUGCUACCUGCGUGGCAUUACCAAUAGUUGGUCCAUUGCGGUUCCCCUAUAAUAUCAAGGUCACACUCGGGGAUCUGCAAGCUAACACCAAGGAAAAGUCAGAGGUCAACUCACUGGGCAUUGGAAUCCCGCACCAGAAUUUCGGAUCUAAGCAGAAAAACCAGAACCCAUUCCAGAGCCUCAAGGUCAAGAGCGCAUUUGCAGAACGCGACCCCUACAACAUUGCCCUGGUGUAUUUGCUUUCCCAGCCGACCUUGACCGCAGAGAUUCAGACCAUUGCUUUGCCUGCCAUUGGUGAGAAUGUGGCCAUUGGGACUCAA